Molecule: messenger RNA, 1200 nt
Organism: Miscanthus lutarioriparius
Lineage: Eukaryota; Viridiplantae; Streptophyta; Magnoliopsida; Poales; Poaceae
Source: the annotation of a GenBank genome assembly
AUGGCGGAGGGCGAGGAGGACGCGCGCCGCCGCACCGCAGUCACCGACUACCACCGCAAGAAGCUCCUCACCUGCCGGGAGCUCGAGGCGCGGGUCAAAACAGGGAGGGAGAACCUAAAAAAUGCAAAGAAGAACUUGGAAAAAACUGAAGAGGAUCUAAAAUCAUUGCAAAGUGUUGGCCAAAUUAUCGGUGAGGUGCUUCGACCUUUGGACAAGGAACGAUUUAUUGUCAAGGCUAGCAGUGGACCACGCUAUGUUGUUGCCUGCCGAAGUAAAGUUGACAAAGAAAAGUUGAUUGCUGGUACACGAGUUGUUCUUGACAUGACAACACUUACCAUCAUGUGCACUCUACCUCGUGAGGUUGACCCUGUGGUUUACAACAUGCUACAUGAAGAUCCUGGCAAUGUUAGUUACUCAGCUGUAGGUGGGUUGUCAGAUCAAAUAAGGGAACUCAGAGAAUCCAUUGAGUUACCACUUAUGAACCCAGAAUUGUUUCUCCGUGUCGGAAUUAAGCCGCCAAAGGGUGUGCUGCUCUACGGUCCACCUGGAACUGGGAAGACACUCCUAGCUAGAGCCAUUGCUAGCAACAUUGAUGCUAAUUUCUUGAAGGUUGUGUCAAGUGCUAUCAUUGAUAAAUAUAUUGGUGAAAGUGCACGCUUAAUUCGUGAAAUGUUUAACUAUGCACGUGAGCAUCAGCCAUGCAUCAUUUUCAUGGAUGAAAUUGAUGCCAUCGGUGGCCGAAGAUUUAGUGAGGGCACAAGUGCAGAUCGUGAGAUUCAGAGGACAUUGAUGGAGCUUCUAAAUCAGCUAGAUGGAUUCGACGAACUUGGGAAGGUGAAAAUGAUCAUGGCAACCAACCGGCCUGAUGUUUUGGAUCCCGCACUCCUUCGUCCUGGGCGGUUGGACAGGAAGAUUGAGAUCCCACUGCCGAAUGAACAGGGGAGGAUGGAGGUCCUCAAGAUCCAUGCAGCUGGCAUCGCGAAGCAUGGCGAGAUUGACUAUGAAGCUGUAGUCAAACUAGCUGAAGGCUUCAACGGAGCCGAUCUGCGCAACGUCUGCACUGAAGCCGGCAUGGCUGCUAUCCGAGCGGAGCGUGACUAUGUAAUUCACGAGGACUUCAUGAAGGCCGUGCGCAAGCUGAACGACGCUAAGAAGCUCGAGUCCAGUGCGCACUACAGCGCUGACUUCGGAAAGGAUUGA